CACCGCCCCUUUCACUUUUUUGCACAAAAAAUCUUUCUCCGUGGCUUGUUCCUAAGUUAGACCGUCCAUUUCUGGCGAUGACAGCCUAGAAAUGACAGAAGGGCCUCUUCAGUAAAUUUCCCUAAACAGUGUUGGGUCAUAAUAACUCUCAAGAUUUCUUUAACAAUUAUUAUUAUCACAGGAGGGAGGGGAGGGGGAGGAGAGGAGAGGAGAAUUAGGAAAAUGGUGGAUUAGCUGGAAAUGGGCGGGAUUACCGGAGGUCAAACGAAUCCCACAACCGGCGCCGGACCCUGUUCAGUCCCUGUCGGACCCGAUCCAAUACUCCAGACCCGACCCGGAAAAAACAUUUGUAGCAGCUCCGACCAGUGUGACACUUCAACUUUCCAUCACUGUCUGUCCCAUUAGGAAAAAGAGAAAAUCAAGCCUUUUCUUUCUCUCUCUGUUUUUUUUUCUUCUUCUUCUAAUACUCGAGCAGAAAGAAGAAGCGGAGUAGUUGUUGUUGGUAGUCCACUGUAGGUGGGUUUGCUUUCUCUCGCUCUCUCUCUCUCCUCGCACAGUCACAGACCAGGACCCCCUUUCUCUCUCUCUCUAGAAUUAUUUAUUUUUUUGUAUUAAGAAUUGUAAUUUAAAUGGGUUUUUCAUUUUCUCUCUGAUUUGUCAACUGAGGGAGGGAGAGAGAGAGAGAGAGAAAAGGCAGAGAAAGCAAGCGAAAGUGGAAAACUGAUUUGUCUGCCUCCCCCAACAUUUUCAGUGAAAGAUUCAAAAGCGUGUGGAUUUGAGUUAACAACAGACCCACGUAAAAAAAAAAACGACCGAAGACGGAUUGGGAGGUUAAGAAAAAUGGGAUCUUUAUGAGAGCCAUGGUGGAUCAAAGGAGCAUAGUAUGGUGUUUCUUGUUGUUGUGGGCGGCGUUGGUGUUUGAGCCCACAUUUCAGCAACCGAGUCAGCAGCCACUGAGUUCACACGCCGACCGAGUUGCUCUGGUUCAGCUCAGAUCGUCUUUGGGUUUGAGGGGCAGGGACUGGCCCAUUAAGUCAGACCCUUGCUUCGUUUGGAAGGGUGUUGAAUGCAGUAAUGGUAGAGUUGUCGGGAUUAACGUUUCUGGGUUUAGAAGAACUAGACUUGGGAGUCAAAACCCACAAUUCUCAGUCGAUGCUUUGGCCAAUUUGACCCUUUUGAGUUCUUUCAAUGCCUCCAAUUUCUUGCUUCCGGGUUCCAUUCCUGACUGGUUUGGCCAGAGGCUCGGGUCUCUGCGUGUUCUUGAUCUCACUUCUUGUUCUGUGAAUGGUCCUAUUCCAUUGAGUCUUGGAAAUUCUACCAAUCUGACUGGUCUGUCUUUGUCUCGUAAUAACCUUAAUGGGACAAUUCCUGCUAGUUUGAGCAACUUGGUAAGCCUUUUGGUCCUUGACCUCUCUCAAAAUCGGCUUACUGGAUCCAUUCCCACAUCUUUCGGGAAUCUUGGGAACCUUUCUGUUCUUGACAUUUCUGGGAAUUUCUUAACCGGGUCAAUUCCUCCGGGCAUUGGGAACCUCUUGAAGCUUCAAUCUCUGAAUCUUUCCAGCAACAUGUUGUCUUCUUCCAUUCCUCCUCAACUUGGGGGCCUUGAUACCUUGGUUGACCUUGAUCUCAGCUCCAAUCUAUUGGUAGGUCUGCUGCCUUCGGGUUUGAGUAACUUGCAGAGAAUUGUAGUUGCGGACAAUUUUCUCAGUGGUUCUGUGGAUGUGCUCUGGUCAAUGCCUCAAUUGAGUUUUCUUGAUGUGGCUGGAAACAAUUUCACUGGUUUGCUGCCCAAUUCCAGCUCGAAUGCUAAUGCCACUGCAGCAGUAUUCAAUAUUUCUCAAAAUUCGUUUUAUGGGCCUAUUACACCAUUAGUUGGAAAGUUUGGUGUCAUUGAUCUUUCAGGAAACUAUUUUGAAGGUGAGAUACCAGGUUAUGUUGGCACCAAUGCAUCUCUUGACAGCAAUUGUCUCCAAAAUUUGAAGAAUCAGAGGACUUUGGCAGAAUGUUCAUCGUUUUAUGCUAAUAGGGGUUUGAGUUUUGAUAAUUUUGGGCAGCCAAACUCUACACAACCUCCUGCAGCCGCACCACCUGGGAAGAAAAGUAAUAAAAAUGUGAUCAUAUUGGCAUCAGUUUUAGGAGGAGUUGGUUUGAUUGUGGUUUUGGUCUUGUUUUUAGUAAUAGUAGUCCUAUGUUCACGCAAGCGGGGAGCUACAACUCAAAGGGGGGUUGGUGUGGGGUCAGUUCCUGCAGGCAGCAGUCCCCCACCAGCUGGAGCAUCGGUUAACUUUUCUAGCGUAGGAGAUGCAUUCACAUAUCAGCAGCUGCUUCAAGCUACAGGUGACUUCAACAAUACAAACUUAAUGAAAAAUGGCCACACAGGGGAUCUCUUCAGGGGUGUCUUGGAAAAUGGGAUCCCUGUGGUUAUUAAAAGGAUUGAUUUACGUUCGAUUAAAAAGGAAGCAUACCUGCUGGAGUUGGAUUUCUUUAGUAAGGUGUCAAGUACAAGAUUUGUUCCCUUUCUGGGACACUGUUUAGAGAAUGAGAACGAGAAGUUCAUGGUGUACAAAUACAUGCCAAAUGGGGACCUAUCAAGUUCUCUGUACAAGAAAACCAACACCCUGGAUGAUACUUUACAGUCAUUGGAUUGGAUUACUAGAUUAAAGAUUGCAUUAGGUGCUGCGGAGGGUCUCACCUAUCUGCAUCAUGAGUGCGAUCCACCCCUCGUGCACAGAGAUGUGCAAGCAAGCAGUGUCCUUCUUGAUGAUAAAUUUGAAGUGCGGCUAGGAAGCCUGAGUGAUGUCUGUGCUCAAGAAGGAGAUACUCAUCAAAGCAGGAUUACUAGGUUGCUGCGGUUGCCACAGUCAUCCGAACAAGGUGCUUCUGGUUCAUCGACAGCAUCAUGUGCCUAUGAUGUUUAUUGUUUCGGGAAGGUAUUACUUGAACUGGUAACAGGUAAAUUGGGCAUCAGUGCUUCCAGUGAAUCCCAAUUGAAGGAAUCGUUAGAUGACAUACUUCCCUACAUCAGUAUAUAUGACAAGGAACUUGUGACAAAAAUUGUGGAUCCAUCUUUGAUUGUGGAUGAGGACUUAUUAGAGGAAGUGUGGGCUAUGGCCGUCGUGGCCAGGUCCUGCCUAAAUCCCAAGCCCUCAAGGCGCCCGCUAAUGAGAUAUAUUCUCAAGGCUUUGGAAAACCCUGUUAAGGUAGUAAGGGAAGAGAGUACUGGCUCUGCAAGGCUGAGAAAAGCUUCUUCUCGAGGGUCUUGGAAUGCUGCUGUCUUUGGUAGCUGGCGCAGCACAUCUGAGGUAGUGGUUAUUCCAGGAGCCUCAGGUACCAAAGCUGAAGGAGUGAGUGGUUUGAAGCAUUCAGCAACCACCGGUUCGCAGGGAAGUGGCCAAAAUGGUGGGGGUGAACAUUCAUCCUCACGUAGACGGCAUUCUAGGGAUAUUUUCCCUGAACCAUCUGGUGUACAAGAUGUAGAGAGAUUUGACCAGGACUAGAUGAUUAAUGUUCAUUGUUCUCGAUUCUUUAUCAAUAAAAUACAGCAGGCUUAUUUGAGUGCCUGUUGUUGGUACCGCAGCAAGCUCUUCUUGGUUUUGAAGUGAAGUGGUGUUACAAGCAAAUUUUUGUAAAUUGGGGUUGCUGCAUGGUUCACAGCUUUUCUAGAGGGACACUAAUUUAGUUUGAGCCUUGAGGAUGAAUCUGGAUAUAGAAAAUUUGGGAGGUGAGAAGGACUCCGGGGUGCCACAGGCGGAUACAGUUAAUAUUUGUUCGAGGGCUUCUUUAUUGACAGAAGCAUGCUAAAAUUUAUGUGAAAUUGAUUCAUUGUCUUCUUGUUUAGUUUCUGGUCCUGUGAAAUGUAAAUUGCAAUAUUCUUCAUUCAAAUCAGAUCUCACAUUUUGGUUCAGGAAAGCACAGCACCAGAAAAGGCAAUUGAACAGUAUUUCUUUACAUAUACUGACGUUUCAGUUCUUAUUGUUUAUCUUCCAUUACAGUCCAUUUAUAAGAGUUGAAGAUUUCAUGUUAGUCA
Messenger RNA from Rosa chinensis, 4027 nucleotides. Its product is annotated as probable LRR receptor-like serine/threonine-protein kinase At2g16250. Gene Ontology annotation, biological process: protein phosphorylation. Gene Ontology annotation, molecular function: protein kinase activity; ATP binding; receptor serine/threonine kinase binding. The transcript is spliced from 5 exons. The record is from RefSeq and is a predicted model, not a curated record. Bases 852 to 3497 code for a protein of 881 amino acids. Lineage: Eukaryota; Viridiplantae; Streptophyta; Magnoliopsida; Rosales; Rosaceae.